CCCCACUCUCUCGCCACUGGGGAAGUGAGUUUACGUCAUGUCCGGAGACGUUCUAUCACGUGACCAACGUAUAAUCCGUGUAAGAUGGCGGCGCCCGUCUCUCUGCCCCUGUUGCCGUUGGUGACUGAGAAGGGGCUGACAAAAGUGAGCCACAAAAAGUACAAAGCGCUUCUGAAGAAAGAAAAGCGAAAGAAAAAGAGACAAGCACUAGCAAGAUUGAGAGAUGCAGCAGAUAAAGAUGAACAGGUUUCUGAAGAAGAAGAGCUGGAUGAAGAAGAAAAACAACUUGAAGAAGAAAGGCAAAGGCUUCAUGAGGAGUGGUUGCUGAGAGAAGAAAAGGCUCAAGUAGCAUUUAGAAUCAAAAAGGAAAAAGAAGACGCAGCAAGAAAGCGUCAGGAAGAGGAAGAGCAAAAAAUUAAAGAAGAAUGGGAAGAGCAGCAGAGAAAAGAACAGGAGGAGGAGGAACGAAAACAACAAGUGAAGAGAGACAGAGAGGAGGCUGUGCAGAAGAUGUUGGACCAGGCUGAAAGUCAGCUAGAAAAUGGAACUACCUGGCACAAUCCAGAGCCCCCCGAGAACAUAGGAACAGAGAAGGAUCGUGCAAAUUGUCCAUUCUAUAUUAAAACUGGAGCGUGCAGAUUUGGGGACAGAUGUUCUCGGAAGCAUAACUAUCCAAGCUCUAGUCAAACACUCCUCAUCAGGGGUAUGUUUGUUACUUUUGGGAUGGAGCAGUGUAAAAGAGAUGACUAUGACACAGAUGCAAGCCUGGAGUACAGUGAAGAAGAAAUCUACCAGCAGUUCCUAGACUUCUAUGAAGAUGUACUUCCCGAAUUCAAGAAUGUAGGAAAGGUGGUUCAGUUCAAGGUCAGCUGCAACUUUGAACCUCACCUUCGUGGAAAUGUAUAUGUUCAGUACCAAUCAGAACAAGAAUGUCAGGAGGCUCUUGCUUUAUUCAACGGAAGGUGGUAUGCAGGACGGCAGCUUCAGUGUGAAUUCUGCCCAGUAACAAGGUGGAAAACAGCUAUUUGUGGUUUGUUUGAAAGACAAAAGUGUCCAAGAGGGAAGCACUGCAACUUUCUUCAUGUGUUCAGAAAUCCAAACAAUGAGUUCUGGGAAGCCAACAGAGAUAUUCAUAUUUCCCCUGAAUGGACUAAACAGGCAAGUAAAAACUCUGAAAGGAGAAGUAGAUUAGGGUACUAUGAAGAGCAUUACAGCAGGUCAAGAAGAAGAAGUAACUCCAGUCCUGAUCAUGCUUACAACAAAAGGAAUGGAGAGUCUGAGAGGAAAAAGAGUCAUCACAAGCAUAAGAAAAGGCACUUUCCUGAGAGGUCAGGAAGCCGUGGAAGGCGACGGUCACACAGCAAGAAAAAGAGAGGGCGGAGUCGCAACAGGAGCUCAACAUGUAGCCAUAGCAGGAGUUCUUCUCGAUCCAGGAGUCGGGGCAGAAACCGGUCCAGAAGCAGAGGAAGAAAUAGUUGAACUGCUGGUGAAUGACUCUUCAAGAUGCUUGUGCAUAAUAAAAACUAGUGCUACCAGAGCUAUUGCAUACUAGAGGACCCUAUGGUGCACCCUAUGGUGCACCACUCCAAAAAUGGAGUUGAGGCCAAUGUGUAUCUUAAUUCUUUGUAAUUUAUACAAAUAUGAAUACAUCUCCCACAUCUGCAGAACCCAUCUGCCUAUUUCUACUGCUAUGGAAGUCUGGUGUCCUUUAUAAAUCCUUGCAUCAUUCUAAUGUACAGUGUUCUGUUACCAGUUAAAUAUCAUUGAUCUCAAGUUCCAGUAACCUCCCAUUUAGAGAUUUGUGAAUAAAUCUUAACAUGUGCAUUUCGUCUUUGAUACUGAGUUAUGUUUUGGUCAGGUAAGCUGUGCCAUAUAGCAAAUUAUGCAUGUAAAAGCUGCGUGACUUGUAAGGGUUGAGUGGUUUUAUUAUUAAAGUACAGAGCUGCCUUCUUAAUAAACACUUAAUUGGAAAGACAGUGCAUCAUUUUAACUACGAUGAAAUUGCAUUGUUUGAAUAAUAGAACCAAACUAAAAAAUAGAAAAAGUGAGUUCCCUACUUUGUGGCGUGCGAAGGCUACUUGAGGUGCCCACUUGACUCAAGUGCUGGCCUUAGCUCAUGCCUUCUUUAGCUGGGAGAAGAUCCUGCAGUCUGCUUAAGGAUCUUGUCCUGCACAGCUCAUCUUUGAUAAGUGGUCUAAAAAAAAUGGCUUGGUGUACAGAUACCUUUUCUCAGGAAUAUUGAACUGUUGUAAAAAGAAACCCAUUUUUAAUGUAACAUUAGGCUUGUGUUAUGUGUUAAGACAGGCUUCCCCAAACUGCGGCCCUCCAGAUGUUGCUGAACUACAACUCCCAGCAUCCCGAGCCACAAUUUAUUGUGGCUGGGUAUGCUGGGGGUUGUAGUUCGGCAACAUCUGGAGGGCCGUAGUUUGGGGACACCUGUGUUAAGAGGAAGCAUCCUUGGUGGAAUGUAUGCACUUUGCUCUUAAGUUACAUAGUGGCACUGAUCAUGUAUUUGUACAUAGGACAAACUUGUUUUAUGAUUUCUGUAACGAGGAUGUGCCCUACUUUUAGUGAGCCAUUAGACAUACGUACUAGAAAUGUUGUGUGAUGGGAUAGGUGAGAAUUGGGUUAUGUCCAAAAACAAGAUUACAAAAAGCAUUUCUUAAAGUGACAUAGCAAAUGUUAUAGCUACUUAAGUCUCUUAGAUAUUUGGAAUAGACAACUGUGGUGGUACUGUUUGUUCUAUGUGAUUGAUUUGUUAUGCUGGACUCCUAAUUGCAAUCCUCUGUUGGAAAGUAAUAGUUCUUUGGGCAAUUUUGCUCAUUUUUGGAUUACCUACUCCAGCCAUAUGUAGCUGUUGCUAAUUACUUUCAUUCCUGCAGAAAUAGAAAACAAGAUGUAGCUGGACCUUACCCUUUUUAACUUGGUCUUCACAUCCAGUGUCAGUCACUCAGGCUGCAGUGUUGAAGAAAAGCAUUAUUUCUCAGGUGCUUCAGUGGGGAAAGUAUGAUUACCAUAACCAAUCAAAAGUGCUUUUAAUUGCUUUUCAUGCCAUGAUUUAGCAAAGGUAGAAAAUCCCAUGCUUUCUCAACUCUGGCAUCCUGUACUCCCUUCAGGGCUAUAUAUCUGGUACAAUUCCCAAGGGCACAUUUUACAUCUUUGGUCUGUCUGCUCUUAAGUUCCAACACAAAUAUGUGUGAAUACAUACUUGCUGAAUGACAUUUCAGAAGUCAGAACUGCUGAGCAUUUGUAGCAGUUAGGCACAGCACUUGAGUGCCCACAUAACCCUUUGCUCCUAUCAAUGCCUAAAGCAUACAUGCCAUAAAUAACCUUUUUUUUUUUUUUUGGUAUAGAAUAUGGAUUGUCUUGGCAUAUAAUUUUAAAUGCAGAAUACACAGCUUUACCUCUAAAGAAGUAGUUUUAUUUUCUAAGCCAAACUUAAGUCUAAGGUUUGAUUUAGAUUCCCACUGUCCAGAUAGUGUCAAGUUGCCUGCAUACUUCACAAGGAACACCAGAGUCCUCCACAGAGAUGUUAUGGCUUUCAAUAUGAGGACUGAAAGGAAAGAGGUUACUAGCAAUGUGCUAUUGUGCACCAGAUCAAAACACAGCGGGACCUGGAGUUGGAGAAGUAAAUCAUGUCCGCAUCAAAGAGAGACAGAAUGGUAACCCCUGCUAACUGGGCAAAGAGGCACCUUUUAACGUGGUGAUUCUCUUUCUUUAGCAGAGGGAGAGUAACUGGCCCUAUCCAUCCCCAGCACAGUACCUCCAGUGACUGUUGCUGGUGAUUUAUGUUUCUUUUUAGAUUGUGAGCCCUUCGGGGAUAGGGAACCAUCUCAUUUAUUUAUUUAUUAUUUCUCUAUGUAAACUGCCCUGAGCCAUUUUUGGAAGGGUGGUGUAGAAAUUGAAUUUAUUAUUAUUAUUAUUAUUAUUAUUAUUAUUAUUAUGUAUUAAUGGGUGGCUUCAAUUACCCUAGCAUAGACUGGGCAAAUUCAUGUGUGUGUGUUGACAGUGGCCAGAUUUGUAGACAUGUUAAAUGACUGUGCUUUAGAAUGGUUGGGGAACCAACCAAAGGGAAAGUGACCUUGGACUUCAGCCUGAGUGGUGCCCAGGACCUGGUGCGAGAUGUCAAGAGUUGUAGAAUCAUUGUGGAACAGUGACCACAGUGAGAUCUAAUUCAGCUUAUAGGUGAAUAAACACUGCCAAGGAAAUUUA
Molecule: messenger RNA, 4212 nt
Organism: Hemicordylus capensis (graceful crag lizard)
Lineage: Eukaryota; Metazoa; Chordata; Lepidosauria; Squamata; Cordylidae
Gene: ZRSR2
Product: zinc finger CCCH-type, RNA binding motif and serine/arginine rich 2
Exons: 11
Coding region: 85-1479 (464 amino acids)
Biological process (GO): mRNA splicing, via spliceosome
Cellular component (GO): spliceosomal complex; U2AF complex
Molecular function (GO): metal ion binding; pre-mRNA 3'-splice site binding
Source: RefSeq, a predicted model, not a curated record